GGGCUGAAACAGAAGUGACAAGUGUGUUGAUACGGUGUGAAGGAAGUUCACUGCUCCACCCGUGUUCGUAGUCUGAUUUGGGACCACUGGUGAAUAGACGGAGUUUUGAGAUGAACUGUCAUAAUUAUAAGCUUCAUCACGUCGCUAGAUGCUAAGACUUCACAGCUGAGACUGGAAACGCUUAGAGGUGGAAAUGUUUGAGAAUUUCAGAGAGAGACUGCAGAUUGUGCAGCAAGACUUUACAUCAGGAAUCAAGACCUUGAGUGAUAAGUCCAAGGAGGCCAAAGUGAAGAAGAAACAGAGAAGAGAAGAAUAUCUUCCUCAGUACUCUGCUGGACUGGAGUUGUUGAAUCGAUAUGAGGAUGCCUGGGUGAUGCUGCACAAACGAACCAAAGAAUGUGCCAAAGCUGCAGAUAUGGUGGAUGGAGAAGUGGUGAUGCUCUCAGCUCACUGGGAGAGGAGAAGAGCAGCGUUAUUUCAGCUGCAGGAACAGUUACAACAGGUCCCAAACUUCCUUACAGACCUGAAGUCCAUCACUGCUCGAGUCGCUCAACUCGAGUCCAGCUUUGAGGAGACCGAGAGUCAUCUGACGUACUUAGAGAAUCUGUGUGGUCAGUGUGAGCUGCAGCGCUUCAAACACUUACAGAUUCUACAGCUGGAGAACUACAAGAAAAAGAAGAGGAAAGAACUGGAAUCUCUUAAAGCCGAGUUGCAUGCUGAACACUCCCAGAAGGUCUUGGAGAUGGAGCACGCACAGCAAGCGAAGCUGAAGGAGAGGCAAAAGUAUUUUGAAGAGGCAUUUCAGCAAGACAUGGAUCAGUAUCUGUCUACAGGCUACCUGCAGAUCACUGACCGGCGAGCAUGUCCAAUAGGCAGUAUGUCCUCUAUGGAGGUGAAUGUAGAUAUGUUGGAGCAGAUGGAUCUUACAGAUGUGUCAGACCAUGAGGCUCUUGAUGUCUUCCUCAAUUCUGCUGCUGAUGAGAGCAGUCCUGUAUCUGCAGUCAGAGCUCCAGAUGCUGAGAUCAGCCUGAAGGUUCCGAGCCACACAGAGCAGAGACAUAACAUCUCGUCCGUUUCGUCCUCCUGCACGGACUCGUUCAGUGGCAUUACCGAGGGACCGGAUGAAGAGGAGGAGGACGACGGCAGCGACGAGAGCAGCGAUGCCGGACACUCGCCGUUGGUUCAGUGCGACGAGGAGGAGGUGCAGGCUGACACGACCCUUGUGGGUCUAAUAGACCAUGACGAGGGACUCAAAAACUCAGACGACAGUGACACAAGCACUAAAAUGCCCUUUGAGGAAAGGAAAAAGUAGCAAAAAAAACCCGCCCGAUCUGUUCAGUCCGCAGAAGCAGACCCAGCGCAGCCUGGAGCCGAGUGAGCCGAACCCGAGGUGGAGCUUUAAGGUGUCUCACAUGUUCGAGAACAAUCUUCCUGCUUUUUUUUUUGUUUGUUUUUCUCAGCACUGUGACUUUGCUUAAGAAAUACCUUUUAUUGUAUCACAUGCCUAAGUAUUACAUUAAAAAGCUGAGCAUCUCAGACAAAUAAACCUA
Silurus meridionalis is the source of this 1550-nucleotide messenger RNA. It is a transcript of the gene dtnbp1a, whose product is annotated as dystrobrevin binding protein 1a. The transcript has 10 exons. The record is from RefSeq and is a predicted model, not a curated record. Lineage: Eukaryota; Metazoa; Chordata; Actinopteri; Siluriformes; Siluridae. Gene Ontology annotation, biological process: regulation of synaptic vesicle exocytosis; neuron projection development; negative regulation of protein kinase activity. Bases 194 to 1312 code for a protein of 372 amino acids. Gene Ontology annotation, cellular component: plasma membrane; neuron projection; synaptic vesicle membrane.